UCAUUUACGCGCCAUGUGUUUUCUCUCUGUUUCUCUACGUUGCAGGUUCACAAGAUGCUUCUUUUCAAAAGGCACUUCAAUAUUAAUCGAUCAAGCAUCCGCAAUUCUCACCCAGAGAAAACACAAAGAGCUUAGACUCACAAUAUGAAGUCGAUUCUCGCUUCACGUUUGGUUGAUUCACAGCCUUUGCUUCCUAGACUCAUUAAAAUGGCUGCUGCGUUCAAAAAUGGGAGACUGUUGUCAACUAGUUCAAACAAGGGAGAUGGGACACUAGGUGACAAGUCGCCUUCAAUGGAGAAGAUACUUGUUUUUGGUGGAAACGGCUUUGUUGGUUCGCAUAUCUGUAGGGAAGCUCUAGAGCGUGGUUUGACCGUGCAUAGCCUUAGCACGUCUGGUAGGCCAUCUUAUCAGGAUUCUUGGACCAACAGCAUUGUCUGGCAUCAAGGAGAUCUGCUUUCGCCUGACUCAUUGAAGAGUGCAUUGACUGGAGUGACCUCUGUGAUUCUUAAGCAUGCCAAACUGCUGUCUAAAAUUCAGCUAAUUGGUCCACUGUUUAUACCUCUAGUCCAUGUAACAUCCGUGGCUAAGGUAGCUGUAACCGCUGCGAUGGAUCCACCCUUCCCUCCUGGCAUCAUCGACAUACAUGGUAUACUACAACUUGCCCACCAAAAAUCAGCUUAGACUUUUUAGGGGAUCUGUCCUCUGUUAUCUUUUAUUACUACUGUUCUCAUUAUGUAUAUCAAAAACUGGCAAUCUGAUAGUGGGAAAAAUAAGAUUGUUCUGACAUAGAGCCGUUGCCGAUAUAAGAGGUACCGUGUCUCUUGUACAUUGAAUAUUGAUUAUUGUAUGUUUACAUUAUAUCAAGCCAAUAAAAAUGUGUGUUCACUUUGUUAA
This is a messenger RNA of Mangifera indica (mango), 894 nucleotides long. RefSeq lists its product as uncharacterized. Lineage: Eukaryota; Viridiplantae; Streptophyta; Magnoliopsida; Sapindales; Anacardiaceae. Gene Ontology annotation, cellular component: mitochondrion. The transcript is spliced from 6 exons. Gene Ontology annotation, molecular function: protein-containing complex binding. The record is from RefSeq and is a predicted model, not a curated record. Bases 145 to 681 code for a protein of 178 amino acids.